Messenger RNA from Copidosoma floridanum, 2098 nucleotides. Its product is annotated as protein FAM76A. NCBI's taxonomy places the organism in Eukaryota, Metazoa, Arthropoda, Insecta, Hymenoptera, Encyrtidae. The record is from RefSeq and is a predicted model, not a curated record. Gene Ontology annotation, cellular component: nuclear speck.
UACACCCAGUAUAGUACCGCCCUUUACAAUUAUAAUCAUUAAAAAAGCAAUCGUUUCAUUAGACCAGUUAAUAUUUUAUUUCGUUAAAGUUAAAUAAACACCGUACACUGUAUACACAUAUAUUAUAUUUAUGAACACAUGGAUACACAUGAACAUACUUGAUCAACAAAAAGCAUUGAUGUUUUACCAGUUUUGCACCAUGUUUGUCAAAAAGUUUGAGAGUACAAGCUGUGGUUGUAUAAUAUUUCUCAUUAUUGAAUGCCGAGGCACCUUUCCCGUCGUCAAAUGUACAUACUGUAGAUCAGAAUUUCAACAAACUAUAAAAGGUAAUACGAGCGCUAUAUGCAAAAAAUGUGAACAAAAUGUUAAGUUACAUGGAAAACCAUCUGCUUGUGAAUAUUGCAACACCAUUGCUGCAUUCAUUGGAAGUAAAUGUCAGAGAUGUACAAAUGAAGAGAAGCGGUAUGGCCCACCUGUUACCUGUGAGCAAUGCAAGCAAAAAUGUGCCUUUGAUAGACAUGACGAAGAUAAAAAAGUUGAUGGGAAACUUUUGUGCUGGCUGUGUACACUAUCGUACAAACGAGCUCUUGCAAGAACAAAACAAUCUGAUGCCGAUAGGAAAGCACAUUUGAAGAUGAUGCAGCAAAAAGCUGCCAAAAAUAAAGAAGAAAAGUUGAAAGGUCACAACAAAAGGCCGCAUAGAGUUGAUGUGACGAAGCUCCCUCCUCAAUCGGAUUCUGGUGACAGCAACGGUCCAACCCUUGUGAAGGCUGCAAGGAUUGCUGGAGUGCAUGAUCCCCAUGACCCUAGCAUCUCUGACCAUGUGGUUGCAGUAACGUCUCUCAAAGAAACAAUAUCGAAUUUGCAAAAACAAAUUUCGAUGAAAGAUGGACAGCUCCUAGCAAAAGAAAAACAAAUAACAGAGCUCAAGGCCAAAAAUUUUACUUCUGAGUCAGAGCUCCGUAAUAAAAUGAAAUCAACAGAAAGAGAAUAUGAAAAUAAAAUAUCAAAUAUGCAGCAUAAAAUUUCUAAUUUGCUGAAAGAAGUUGCAACUUUAUCUAAAAGUACAAAACGCGACAGAAAAUCUGCCGCAAAUAGUGAAAAAUUUGAAAAUUCAAUAAUUAAGAGUGAAGUGAAGAGUGAAAGUGGAAGUGGGACAGAUAGUCCUGUACCUUGAUAAGGGUUCCGUUUAGCUUCAUCAAUGUCCUAUGCGAUGUCCACGCUCACCUGGAUUAUGUGAUUAAUCAAUAGCAAAUUAUUUCCACCCAAGAAAAGUUUUACUCUUUUUUCAUGCCAGUGGCCUGGAAAAUCGUAUACGCACCAUGACCAGAAGUUAAGAUACCUUAGAUCGUCUGUGUAUUGUACAUUAUACGGACAAUCUAAAACUUUCUUUACUUUCCGGCCUAGGUGGGUCAUGAACUAUUUCUAAUUAAUGUACAUUUGAGGCAUUCACUUGUUACUAAACUAGACAUUUUUUAUUUCGCUAAUAAUUAGGUAACUGAUAUCUUAAAAAUUUCUAUUAGGAAUUUUUAACGUUUGUUUUCUUUUUUCAUCAUUAUUACCACUAUUUUUACUGUUGCAAUUUUUUUCUAAUUAAUUAUAAUAUACAUUUUUUGAGGUACCUACCUCGACUUGAACAAAUAGUACUUCCUCAGCAGAAGAAUACAAAUUUUAUUUUUAUUUGAGGUAGGCAAAAAAAUAGUAUUUUCAUCAAGGGUGACGUAAAAAAUUCUCUGAUCGCAAGUUUGCCAAUACACAUGCGAUCUGAGACAUAUUUUACUUUGCCACCUCGGAUGCGUAAUGUUCUAAUAUAAACCAAAAUAUUAUGCAGUAUAAUGCAUUACAUUAAGAUUAUUUUUUGUAUGUGUACAAAUCUAAGCCAUAUUCCAUUUGAAAAUACAAGUCUUUCCACUGACAAAACGGAUUCUAUACAAGAGUAGCAGGCGCUCUAAUGAAUUUUAAAUAAAAUAAAAAAAAAAUGUAUUAAAGUAAAAUAGUAAUAGUAGCAAUUUAUAAUGAUUAUAAAAAACAGAUGUGUUGCAGAAGAACGACUGCUACUGUAUUUUAUUAUUUAUAAUGAAUGUAAAACGACGAUGCA